UUUUGAUCAUGUGACCAUAUCCACGUGAUCGGUCAUAAGCAGCAAGAUGGCGAAUAUGAUGAUGUCGACGAUACAGAUUGUGGUGGCUUUCACGUCCCUGGCAGUAAUCACUGCUGACAAAGUGCCUGUUUUAAUGUGGUCACAAUCCAGGCCUUUAAGUGAUCUACCACAGACAUAUGCUGGCAAUAGUAUCGAUGGUAAAACUUUCCUCGACAAGUAUAUAUCCCCACUCACAAGCAAACAAGGACACAAUGUUGUGGCAUUUGUACAAGACAAGCUCCACAUGGAAGAUUUCUCCAAGUAUGCCGAUGUCUACAACCCAUUCAGUGAUGGAGGUGCAUUCAAGAAUAUCAAGACUCUUAUGGAUGACCACUUCUCUGUGAACCUGCCCGCAGUACACUCUCCUAAAGCUGUCAUUGAUGGUUUGAUGAAGGAGUUCAAGGGCCGAGUGCACAGUGUGUCCAGCCCUGAACAUGUAUCUGGGCUGAAAAUGGAGAAAGACAAGAGUUAUCUUAUCAUGGUUCUCUUGCCAGCCACUGGUCAGGAAAAGAAUGAAGAGAGGGCGAUUUCAAAGAAUGAUGAGAAAGUUGGAGAGAUUGUGAAAGCUCUUAACAAGCGCAGUAUUGAAUACACAGCACUGUUUACAGGCGAGAGAGCAGAACGGGACACCAAGGCAACAUUCAAAGGUCGCCAUCUGUUGGAAAAUCCUGACAACGCAACUAGCAUCUUCGUCAAUGUUUCUGGGGUGAUGUACUUCUACAGUCGCAGUAUCAAGGUGGUGGUUGUGCAGCCGAUGGCAGACAAGGCCAAUGACAUUCGGACAGUCAUUGAAUUCCCCAAAGAGGGAAAUUACAGUCACGGGAUGUCUUCCUGGAGCAACAACACAGCCAUGUUCCAGUUGGAAGCAAAUGCUACCUCCAACACCACAACUGAGUUUACCUUUUAUGUCAUGUUCAAGUUUACUGCUGAGAAGAGAGUAGACAGAUGGGUGGCUGUCAACUUCACCCUCAGUGUCACCAACACCACCAUCAACAAGGAAGUAAUCGUCGACGAACAGUACAUGAGCUUGAAGGACACAGAGAUGGCCAUGCCCCCAAUAUUCUCCUACCACUGUUCCGACCUAACACUGUAUCCCAAGAACAUGACGAAAGAAAGCAAGGAAUAUGCUCUGCUUAAAUUUGAUGGGAUGCAGUUUCAGCCGUUUGGUGUGAGGAACGACCAGUUCUCAGAGGCUUGGGAUUGUGUGGGGUUCUUCACCAUUCCGAUCUGGAUGGGACUUGUCCCUGUUGGAAUUUUCACUGUAAUCCUGUUCGUAGGCAUGUACAUGAUCUCCCAGCUGAGCACGAUGGACAGAUUCGACGACCCCAAGGGCAAGACGAUCACUGUCAAUGUGAAUGAGUAAAGGACACUUAACAGAGCUGUGUGCAAUGGAUGCAGAUAGUUGCUAUUUGAAAACCAAGGCCCACUUGCACAAAGCGAUCUUAGCGCUAAGACUAUCAUAAGCCUAUGUUAAAGUAUGGGAGUUCCGAUCAUCUUAGUGCUAAGAUUGCUUUGUGCAAGUCGACCCAGGCAAUUAUCUUCGAGAAACAACUUAUUAGACUAUGAAGCUACGUAUUAUGUUGAUAUGAACCCUUAUGUUUUCAGCCUGACACUGAGUGUAAGGUCAUUCAUUUGUCGUAGCCACAGUGUUUAAAAAAAAACAGCACCCACAACAGUCAAGAUUUUUUAUGGAAGUUGGGGUUUUUGGUUGUUUUUUCAUUAGUGGUUGGUAUGGGUGAAAACCAUAGGUUUCAUAGUCUAAAUAAAAAAUGAUCUCUACAAAGUAUGGUUGCGAGGGUGAAAUAAAAAUAUAUGAAUGACGGAAACAAGUGACUGAACUGGGCUGUUUUAAUCCCAGGUUUGGUCAUCUGAGCCAGGAUUGUGGGGAAUCCACUGGGUUCACUGAUUUCACUAGUUCAGGUGACUCUAACAUUACACAACGUAAUCAGGCAUUUGACUUCUCAAAAUCAGUCAUUUUCUACACACUUAUAUGCUGAGGGAUAGGCCAGCAGUGUCACUACUCCAUUGUUGCCCAAGGCAACUGUGAGUUACUUCCCUUUUCAUUACAAAAUACUUUGUGUGGUCAUUUUGGCAUUGAAGUGGUUACAUUCUCAGCUAUUAAUGAAAAACAGCCACAUUUGAGACAGCUGAUCCAUAACCAUGUGUAAUGAAAAAAACAAUUUUCACAAAUCAACAACUUAUGACAGGUACCUUUUCUAGCAGUUUGUUGAUGAACCAACAUCUUGACCCUGUUAAAAUACUUGACAUGCAUGUUAUGGCUAUGGAAAAAAACAACAUUCAUGAGAUUAUGCCCCAAUUGCCAGAACAUACAAGAGUGAAAAAAAAUGCUUACUGCCUCACCUACAUCUGAAAACCUUGCGUGUGACGGUUUGUAUCCACUGCACAUAUCUUUGAUGGGCCACUUCAAAGAAAUCCUUUAAUAUGUCUAAUUUCAUUCAUCCAUCUCAAUGCAAAAACACAUAUUUAGAGACUGUGUUACAUUUUUCUAUGUACAUGAUGUACGCUUUGAAAUAUGAAAAUAUUAAUUCUAGAAAAAAGAUGUGACAAUGGCAAAACAAAUUUAUACCUUUUUUGGUCAAAAGAUCAUUUUAGAUUGUGAUCAUUUUGAAAUGACAAGAGUCCCCUAUAGACUUAAACAUUGUCACAGCAGAUAUUUCAACACUAUGGUUAUCUUGAAGGGUUGCUGGGAUACCAUCAAGGAAGUAUCCAGUUUGUUGUGGCUUAGUGCAUCCAGAACCAUGGGUGUCAAUUAACAAUUAUGUUCUCGCAAAUUAACUUAUAACUAACUUUACAUUCCAUGUGUUGACAAUUGCUCUGAAUAAAAGAAGUUUCUCUCCA
This is a messenger RNA of Haliotis rufescens (red abalone), 2898 nucleotides long. Its product is annotated as V-type proton ATPase subunit S1-like. The transcript is spliced from 9 exons. NCBI's taxonomy places the organism in Eukaryota, Metazoa, Mollusca, Gastropoda, Lepetellida, Haliotidae. The record is from RefSeq and is a predicted model, not a curated record. Gene Ontology annotation, cellular component: proton-transporting V-type ATPase complex. Bases 47 to 1402 code for a protein of 451 amino acids.